Messenger RNA from Oncorhynchus nerka (sockeye salmon), 4453 nucleotides. RefSeq names its product mitogen-activated protein kinase kinase kinase kinase 3-like. The transcript is spliced from 35 exons. Bases 155 to 3046 code for a protein of 963 amino acids. The record is from RefSeq and is a predicted model, not a curated record. NCBI's taxonomy places the organism in Eukaryota, Metazoa, Chordata, Actinopteri, Salmoniformes, Salmonidae. Gene Ontology annotation, molecular function: ATP binding; MAP kinase kinase kinase kinase activity. Gene Ontology annotation, cellular component: cytoplasm. Gene Ontology annotation, biological process: protein phosphorylation; intracellular signal transduction.
UGCGCAUGCCCACUGAGCAUUGGAAGCCAUGUUGAAGUUUCAGUGGCUGGCUGUGCUUUUCUGACGCUGUAUGUUUUUAGGUUUGUUUUCUUCGAUUUUUAGUAUUGGUGACGUUCAACCAUACCAUUCGGAACCAUAAAUUGGAGUUCUAAAGAUGAAUUCCUGCGUCGACCUGUCCAGGCGCAAUCCGCAGGAGGAUUUCGAGCUAAUUCAGCGGAUAGGAAGCGGGACAUACGGAGAUGUCUACAAGGCCCGUAAUGUCAACACUGGGGAGUUGGCUGCCAUUAAAGUCAUUAAGCUGGAACCUGGUGAGGACUUUGAGGUGGUGCAGCAGGAGAUCAUCAUGAUGAAGGACUGCAAACACUCCAACAUCGUGGCCUACUUCGGUAGCUAUCUCCGGAGGGAUAAAUUAUGGAUCAGCAUGGAGUACUGCGGAGGAGGAUCUCUGCAGGAUAUUUAUCAUGUGACGGGGCCUCUGUCUGAGUCUCAGAUUGCGUAUAUGUCACGGGAAACCCUCCAGGGUUUGUACUAUCUCCACAACAAAGGCAAAAUGCACAGAGACAUUAAGGGAGCAAAUAUUCUAUUGACAGACAACGGCUAUGUGAAACUAGCUGACUUUGGUGUAUCAGCACAGAUCACUGCCACGCUGGCUAAGAGGAAGUCCUUCAUUGGAACACCAUACUGGAUGGCUCCAGAGGUGGCAGCCGUGGAGAGGAAGGGGGGCUACAACCAGCUGUGUGAUAUCUGGGCCGUGGGCAUCACAGCUAUCGAGCUUGCCGAGCUGCAGCCUCCCAUGUUCGACCUGCACCCUAUGAGGGCCCUUUUCUUGAUGACAAAGAGUAAUUUCCAGCCACCCAAAUUGAAAGACAAAGUGAAAUGGGGAAAUAAUUUCCAUCAUUUUGUCAAAUUGUCCCUGACGAAAAAUCCCAAGAAGAGGCCAACAGCAGAGAAACUAUUACAGCACCCGUUUGUGUCACAGCCUCUCAGUCGAACCCUGGCCAUCGAACUGCUGGACAAAUCCAACAACCCAGACCACACCACAUACAACGACUUUGACGAUGACGACCCAGAACCAGAGUCUCCAGUGUCUGUUCCCCAUCGGAUUCGCUCCACCAGCAGGAGCACAAGGGAAGGGAAGACGCUGUCUGAGAUCAACUUUGGCCAGGUGAAGUUUGACCCUCCGCUGAGGAAGGAGACAGAGCCCCAUCAUGAGCCGCCUGACUCUGACCCAUUUUUGGACUGUGCAGAAGAGCUGUACUACACUGCGAGAUCUAAUCUGGACCUUCAACUGGAGUAUGGACAGGAAUCUCCAAGCCUAAUGGGAGAAAACAAGAGUCUUCUCAAAUCAGUGGAGGAGGAGCUUAAGCAGAGGGGUCACAUGACACAUUUAGAGACCGAUGAUGAUGAUGGUGGUGAUGAUGGUGAUGAAACUCAACACAAACACAGUACCAUCAUGAGGCCCAAAGUCCCACCCCCACUGCCCCCCAAGCCCAAGUCCAUCUGUCUGCCCCAGGAGAGCCCGUCCCAGGGAGAGGAUGAUGGAGGGGGGACCAUCAAGCGCUGCCCCGUACCCGAGAGCCCUGCCCGAACCACCUCCUCAAACGUACCCCCACGCCCUCCACCCCCACGCCUGCCCCCCCACAGACGCAGUAGCCUAGGUAACGAGAGCACACAGAGCCAGGCUGGUUCAGAGCCCGAGGGGAAUGAUGAUGGGAGCUUUAGACAUUUCUGGGAGUGGCUUCACGCCCCGCACACAGAAGAGGAGUUGGAAGAGGUGUUGGAGGAUGAGAGUAAUGGAUUGAACUCUCACCAGAAUGGAGAGAAGGACAGUGCUACAGAGAGGCAGUCCACCAUGCCCCCUAGUGUCCCCAUACGGAAAGACAAGAAGGACAUUACGAAGCCUAUCAGUAAUGGCCUCCCACCCACACCCAAGGUCCAUAUGGGGGCCUGUUUCUCCAAGGUGUUCAACGGCUGCCCGUUGAAAAUCCACUGUGCCACGUCCUGGAUCAACCCAGACACCAGAGACCAAUAUUUGAUAUUUGGUGCCGAGGAGGGAAUCUACACUUUAAACCUGAACGAACUGCACGAGACGUCCAUGGAGCAGCUCUUUCCCCGCCGGUGCACUUGGCUUUAUGUUAUGAACAACUGCCUGCUCUCUAUAUCUGGAAAAGCCUCUCAGCUCUACUCUCAUAACGUAGCUGGUCUGUUCGAGCAUGCCCGGCAAAUGCAGAAGUUACCCAUGGCCAUUCCCACACACAAACUCCCAGACAAGAUGAUUCCACGGAAAUUUGCCAUAUCCAAUAAGAUUCCAGACACAAAAGGGUGCCAAAAGUGCUGCGUGGUGAGGAAUCCCUACACGGGUCACAAGUACCUGUGUGGUGCGUUCCAGUCCAGUGUGGUUCUGCUGGAGUGGGUGGAGCCCAUGCAGAAGUUUAUGCUCAUCAAGAACAUAGACUUCCCCCUGCCCUGUCCCCUGGAGGUGUUUGAGAUGCUGGUGGUGCCGGAUCAGCAGUACCCGCUCAUCUGUGUGGCCGUCAGCAAGGGCAUCGAGCUCAGCCAAGUGGUCCGCUUCGGCACGGUCAACCCCAACUCAACCUCCUCCUGGUUCACAGAGGCCGAUACGCCCCAGACUUGUGUUAUCCACGUCACCCAGUUGGAGAGGGACACCAUCUUAGUUUGUCUGGACAGGUGUAUAAAGAUAGUGAACCUACAAGGAAGGUUGAAGUCCAGCAGGAAGUUGUCUGCUGAGCUGACGUUUAACUUCCAGAUCGAGGCGAUAGUGUGUCUCCAAGAUAGCGUUCUGGCAUUUUGGAGGCAUGGCAUGCAAGGGCGGAGUUUCAAGACCAAUGAGAUCACCCAGGAGAUCUCUGAUAACACGCGGAUCUUCAGCCUGCUUGGAUCUGACAGAAACUCUCAGCACGACAGUUCAGGGCAGGAGGGAGCCGCCAAUCUGCCCAGAGUGGUGGUGCUGGAAAGCAGGCCGACUGACAACCCCACAGCAGCCAGCAACCUCUACAUCCUGGCUGGACACGAGAACAGCUACUGAUCACACCACACAGCAUCUUGGUUACACAAGACACUACAGACAGACUACUGCUUUAGCUUCACAUGAGACUGGUCCUUCAAGGGUCCACUUCCAACUUGCCUCUUACUUCCUUUUAACACCUAUAUUUAUUGUGGCAUGUAACAAAGAACUGGAUGACUUCUAUAUGAUUUCAUUUUAGAAUUAAGUGUUGCCACCACUGCUAGCAUCUUAGCCCAUACCACACAAGUGCUUAAUUGACCUCUAUUUAAUUGUAAAUAUAAAUGUAGUAUUUUUUUCGCAGAAAGGGACCCUGGCUACUCCGGGGUUGUAAACUAAAGACUGGUCAUGUAGAUAGGUGUUCUGUACCGGUAUGGAGACUGUAAAGAUUUAAAAGGGUGGUUCAGGGGGUCAGUUUGAGCACUAAAAAUGACUUCUUGUUCUCUAAUCAUGUGACAAGGGACAGGACUUGAUCCCCUCUGAGGUUUGGCUAAGUCUGAGCAGCAAGAAAGUCCUACUUACUGGUAAUGUCAUUCUGCACGCAUCGGCAUCCCAAAUGUGGGAACUCGCUUUGAGAAAUAUCUAAUGGGAGAUCAACCAUUUCAUUCUUAGCUUCCAUUUAUAACUCUAUGAGAUGAACAUUUCAAACUGUUUUAAUUGCAGGCUUACUUCCCAGCUAAGUUGUAUGCUUUUUUUAAUACUGUGGGAUCACUGGUGUUAAAAUUUGCACAAAAAGGUAUUUGAAGAAAAGAAAAGUGCUGUUGUAUGUAACUGUAUAUGUGCUUGUAAACUUUAAGUAUACAUAUAUAUGUUCUCACAAGCUGUGACACAGGGGUUGCAUUAGCAUAGGUAGAAUUAUUAUGGAACACUCACUGAACAUUACUGAAAUACCAUAAUGAGACGGUGGAGGGAGAAAUGUCAAAGGUCAAACUUAAACGGACUCUAGCGGUACUGUUUUGAUCACCACCGUUUCAUCAUGUAAUUCUCAAUGGUAAUAUCGAUCAUAUACACUAUAGUCAAAUAGACAAAACACAUUCCUUACUGUUGGACUCAGUGAAGAUGUAAAAAGAAUAUGAAUGUUACAUUUUUUUUGUAAUGUAAUGCCAAAAUGUGUUCUCGAUUUAUGGCCAAAAUUAGUGCGGUGUCUCUACCUCGUGCAAUGUUGAACAAAAGGAAACGAGUUGUGUAGAAGAAGAAAACAAAGUCAGUAAAAACACUACAAGAGUCAUGUUGGUUUUAAUUUACACAGUAGGAAUGUGUAAUGAUUAUGGACAAACUAACUUCCUUUCUGGCGCAUUAUCAUUUUCAUAUUGCAAUGCACAUUAUAUGUAUAUAGUGUAAAAUAAAAUCUGUUGGUUUUACAUACUGUAUAAUUGCCUAUAUUUUGUUUCAAAUGUGUAACAGAUUAACACAUUAAAAGAAGGAACUGAA